AUGUCAGUUCAAUUAGAAGAUAUAGUCACAUCAUUAAUUUCAAGUGCACCACCAACAGAAUUACCAGAAGUCAUUAAGAAUCUAAAAGUAUUAUCAAAAGAUAUAACUAACUCCACAAUUGAAAAUUCAAUAAAUGAAUAUUUGAAAACUCAUUCAAUUAUAAUUGACGACUACAUCAUUAACUCACAAAAUAAAGAUUCAAAUUCUUCAAAAUAUAUUGAUUAUAUAAGAAAUGAAAAAUUUAACUUUGAUUUAGUGAAUGAGAAAAUUAUAGAUGUUGAAUCAUAUGAUCAUGAUAUUUCAAUUCCAAAAGAUUUAAUUAUUAAAUUAGAAAAAUACGGAAACGAUUAUUACGUCGAUUUUAACUUUACAAUAAUUCCAACAGAUGAAAACAAUUAUAAAAUAAUCAUUAUAGGUGAAAAACAAAAUCAAGAAAAUUUUUAUACUGGAUCAUGGCAAAGCGAAUAUUCAAUCUCAAACAACAGAAUAACAGGUAAAAUCAACUUAGACAUACAUUAUUUUGAAGAAGGAAACGUAAGAUUAAAAUUCACCGAAUCCUUGAGUGAUUCAAUCAAUUCAUCAACCACUAGUAAUGUUAUAAAUUUUAUAAAUAAUUCGGAAAAUGAAAUUGAAGAAAAAAUUAUACAAAAUUUUACAAAUUUAAAUCAAAAUUCUUUUAAAAAUUUAAGAAGAUUAUUGCCUGUUACUAGAUCUAAAUUGAAUUGGGGUUCUGCUAUUGGGAAUUAUAGAUUGGGUUCUGAUGUUGUUAAUAAAAAGUAA
Messenger RNA from Lodderomyces jiufengensis, 780 nucleotides. RefSeq lists its product as uncharacterized. Gene Ontology annotation, molecular function: actin filament binding. The coding region runs from base 1 to 780 and encodes 259 amino acids. Gene Ontology annotation, biological process: actin cytoskeleton organization; barbed-end actin filament capping. Gene Ontology annotation, cellular component: F-actin capping protein complex; actin cortical patch. The transcript has a single exon. Lineage: Eukaryota; Fungi; Ascomycota; Pichiomycetes; Serinales; Debaryomycetaceae. The record is from RefSeq and is a predicted model, not a curated record.